Ctenopharyngodon idella (grass carp) is the source of this 1920-nucleotide messenger RNA. It is a transcript of the gene smpd2a, whose product is annotated as sphingomyelin phosphodiesterase 2a. The coding region runs from base 201 to 1505 and encodes 434 amino acids. NCBI's taxonomy places the organism in Eukaryota, Metazoa, Chordata, Actinopteri, Cypriniformes, Xenocyprididae. Gene Ontology annotation, molecular function: sphingomyelin phosphodiesterase activity. Gene Ontology annotation, cellular component: cytoplasm. The transcript is spliced from 11 exons. The record is from RefSeq and is a predicted model, not a curated record.
UGCGCAUGGGCUACUUUGUGCUGUGUAAUGUUAGGUGAAACACUGGAUACAGUGGAGGUCAUUUGACGGGACGAUGAUGAUUAUCGACCAGUCCAUGAGAGAAUACUGUCACGCGCUCAGAAAGGGAGCUAUCGAGCGCGCGGCGACUGUAGUGCACGCGGAGCAUCGAUUUGAGAGUGUCAGUCCCAUGCAGGAUCUGAAUGAAGCCUGAGCUGCGCGGCACCAUGGCAACAGAGCGGCCCGCCAAACUGCGCGUCUUCUCUCUCAACUGCUGGGGAAUCCGAUUCCUUAGUCAACAUUGUGCACAGCGGUAUGAGAUGAUCGGGGAGUUACUGGACAGAGAGCAGCACGACAUCGCCCUGUUACAGGAAGUUUGGAGUGAAAAAGAUUUCCUUUUCCUGAAAGGAAAGCUGUCCUCCUCUCAUCCUCAUACUCACUAUUUCAAGAGUGGAGUCAUUGGCAGUGGUCUGGCUGUGUUCUCCAAACACAGGAUCCAGGACGCUCUGCUCUACCAGUACUCUCUCAAUGGCUACCCAUAUAUGCUGCACCAUGGUGACUGGUUUGGAGGCAAAGCAGUUGGAUUGGUCAUUGUUGACGUUUUUGGGUUAAAGGCACACGUCUAUGUUACUCAUUUGCAUGCAGAGUACUCCAGGGCUCAAGAUGAAUACCUACCCCACAGAAUAGUGCAGUCCUGGGAACUGCUGCAGUUUGUGCGCCACACGUCCUGUGGAGCAGACUUGGUGAUUCUGGGAGGGGAUCUGAACAUGCACCCUCAGGACCUUGGAAACCGUCUCCUCAGAUCCCACACUGGGCUCAGAGACUGCUUUACUGAAACAGACAUGUUUGAUGGCUGUGAAGAUGGACACACGCUGAUAGCAGACAAUCACUUCACAAAGAAACAAGACCUUAUUCCUUUUGAGAAGGGCAUCAGGAUUGACUACAUACUCAUCAAGGGCUCCCAGAGAGUGAACAUGAAAUGUGAGUCCCUGUCCACUACCAAGGGUUCAGUGGCUGAUAAACCCUUCCCAUACUCUGACCAUGAGGCUCUGACUGCUGAACUGGCCCUGCUUCGGUCAGAGGACAGCAGACAGCAUGGAUGGAGGAAUGCACUUCCUGUAUCAGACUGGAUGGGCGUGACCGCAGAGGCGCGUGCGGUGGUGAAGGAAGGCCUGUGUCAAACAGAGGCCCUGCGGGACAAAGCAGUGCGUCUGAUGUGCGGCGCUCUGCUGCUCCUUCUGCUGAUGCUCCUGCCCUGCCUAUGCCACUCCUCCUUCAGCACCGUGGGGUUUCUGGGAGCUGUGUGCAUGGGCACGCUCCUCUCUGGAGCUCUACUCUACCUGCUCUUCACCACACACAUCAAAGUCCUGAAAGAGACUGAAGACCAGAUGCUGCUGACCUCAGACGAGAUCCAGACUAAACUGACAGGAUGUAGAGUGUCUGGAUCUUCAUCUUCCGAUGGCUCUCCAGAGCUCCAGCCCUCAAGACCCUUUAAACGGGAGGAGUAAGGUUGCCCCCUAAAUGCUGGUCCUGGAUCAGGUUACUGUACCUCAAUGUUACAUAAUAGCUGUUAGGAUAUAACUUGAAGAGCUGACCCAAGAUCAGUGCUCUGAGGCUAUACCUACCUCACCUCAGUGAAUGGAGGCAUUAAUCAUUACGGAGCUGCUGCUCUUUUACAUUUUGACAACUCAAAAUCUUGAAGGCUUGAAUGGAAAGCCCUGUUUGUGUUCAUGAGUUAUUCAGUUCUGUGCUUGUCUAUGCUUGUCAAGACACUGCUUACUGAUUUUAAUGUAACUCGAAAGAGAUGAUUUUUUUAACGGUUUGUUGUUGAAGUAUUAGUAGCACCACAUUUUAGACAUUAUAAACACUGUUUGAAUGUCAAUUCAUCUUAAUCAUGAACAAAUAAAUCACUGUUCUAAAGUA